ACGCUCACUUCCGUCGCGCCUGCGCAACUGGACCCCCGGGCUCGCACUGUGGUGGCGGUUUUUGGGAUCUGCCAGUUAGUGGGAGACUGCCCUUUAACUCCCGAAGGCGAUGCGCUCCGCCCCAGCCAUCAGAGCCUGCCGGAGAGUCUCCCGGUGCCUGUUGUCUGGGUUUGGGGGUCAAGUAGAUGGGAGGCAGCCGGAACAGUUGUCGGAACGGACAGGCUCCUUCGUAGGGCCCGUGAGGUCGCGAGCGGAGCUGCCCCGAAACGAGCCGAGAGAGGCCCCCGAGUCUGGUGGUGAGGGGAGUGAGGCGCUGGUAGAGAUCUGUCACAAGAGACGUUUCCUCAGUGGCACCAAGCAGCAGCUUAGCCGAGAUUCUCUUCUAAACGGAUGCCACCCCGGCCUUGGCCCCUUGGGCAUAGAGUUGCGGAAGAACCUAGCGGCCGAAUGGUGGUCCUCGGUGGUGGUGUUCAGGGAGCAGGUCUUCCCGGUAGACGCCCUCCAUCGUGAACCAGGUCCUUCACUGCCCGUGGACAAUGGCUUCAGGUUAGUUUCUGCAGAAACGCUGCGCGAAAUCUUGCAAGACAAAGAGCUGAGUAAGGAACAGCUAGUAGCAUUUCUUGAGAACUUACUAAACACUUCUGGGAAACUACGGGAGAACCUUCUUCACGGUGCCUUGGAGCACUAUGUUAGUUACCUGGAUCUGAUAAACAAGAGGCUGCCUUUUGGCCUUGCUCAGAUUGGAGUGUGUUUUCACCCUGUGUCUGAUACUAAGCAGACCCCUGAUGGUGUUAAAAGAAUCGGUGAAAAGACUGAAGCUUCUCUGGUAUGGUUUACUUCAGCAAGAACUGCAAGCCAGUGGCUUGAUUUCUGGUUACGUCAUCGACUCCUAUGGUGGAGAAAGUUUGCUGUGAGUCCAUCUAACUUCAGCAGUGGAGACUGUCAGGAUGAAGCAGGCCGAAAAGGAAACAAACUUUACUACAAUUUUCCCUGGGGAAAGGAGCCAAUAGAAACCCUGUGGAAUCUAGGCGAUCAUGAACUUUUACACAUGUAUCCUGGAAGUGUGGCUCUAUUACAGGGCCGAGACGGGCGGAAAAACGUGGUUCCUUCUGUUUUAUCUAUAAAUGGAGAUCUAGACCGAGGCAUGCUGGCCUACCUCUAUGAUUCUUUCCAGCUAACAGAAAACUCCUUUACAAGAAAGAAAGAUCUUCAUAGAAAGGUGCUUAAACUUCACCCUUGUUUGGCCCCUAUUAAAGUUGCUUUGGAUGUGGGACGAGGCCCAACAGUGGAACUAAGACAGGUUUGUCAAGGGCUGUUUAAUGAAUUACUAGAGAAUGGAAUUUCUGUGUGGCCUGGUUAUUUGGAAACCGUGCAGUCUUCACUGGAACAACUUUAUUCAAAAUAUGAUGAAAUGAGUAUCCUCUUCACAGUGUUGAUUACUGAAGCUACUUUGGAGAAUGGAUUAAUACAGUUGAGAAGCAGAGACACCACAAUGAAGGAGAUGAUGCAUAUAUCCAAAGUAAAAGACUUUUUAACUAAAUAUAUAUCAUCAGCUAAGAAUGUAUAGAUUUCAAUAUUUGUAUAAUAAAUAUUCACCUUUCCUAA
Capra hircus (goat) is the source of this 1605-nucleotide messenger RNA. It is a transcript of the gene POLG2, whose product is annotated as DNA polymerase gamma 2, accessory subunit. Gene Ontology annotation, cellular component: cytoplasm; mitochondrion. The coding region runs from base 110 to 1567 and encodes 485 amino acids. The transcript is spliced from 8 exons. NCBI's taxonomy places the organism in Eukaryota, Metazoa, Chordata, Mammalia, Artiodactyla, Bovidae. The record is from RefSeq and is a predicted model, not a curated record. Gene Ontology annotation, biological process: mitochondrial DNA replication.